CCGCCCACAGUUCAAGUUGGAAAGAUGGAGCGGGCCUUUGGGUCGGUGACUCGUUCCUCUUCGCGGGACUUGGGGAGAGUGGCUGGGACAGAAAACAGGGCCUCGGUCCCUGCCACACACCGAAAAGACUUCCGUGUGCUCUGCACCUCGAAGCGAGCCGUGACGGAAAUGCUAGAACUGUGCAGCAGCUUCGUGCAGAAGCUCGGGGACGCGCUGCCUGAGGAGAUUCGGGAGCCCGCGCUGCGAGAUGCGCAGUGGACUUUUGAAUCAGCUGUUCAAGAGAACGUCAGCAUUAAUGGGCAAGCAUGGCACGAAGCCUCAGACAGUUGCUUUAUGGAUUCUGAUAUCAAAGUCCUUGAAGACCAGUUUGAUGAAAUCAUAGUUGAUUUAGCCACAAAACGUAAGCAGUAUCCCAGAAAGAUCCUUGAAUGUGUCAUCAAAAUCAUAAAGGCACAACAAGAGAUUCUGAAGCAGUACCACCCUGUUGUACAUCCGUUGGACCUAAAGUAUGACCCUGAUCCAGCCCCUCGGAUGGAAAACUUGAGAUGCAGAGGAGAAACAGUAGCUAAGGAGAUCAGUGAAGCCAUGAAGUCCUUACCUGCAUUAAUUGAACAAGGAGAUGGAUUUUCCCAAGUUUUAAAGAUGCAGCCUCUCAUCCAGCUCCAGAGAGUCCACCAGGAGGUCUUCUCCGGUUGCUGUAGGAAACCAGAUGUUAAACCCGAGAGCUUAAUAGCACAAAUAGAAACCACACCGGCAGAGACUUCUACUAGGACAACUACUGACUUGGUACUGAGAAGAAAGCAAACUAAAGACUGCCCCCAGAGAAAAUGGUAUCCAUUGCGGCCAAAGAGAAUUAACCUUGAUACAUAAGCCCUUUUGGUUCAUCUUAAGAGGUGAAAUUAGGCACUGUCAACAUUUAGAUUACAGCCUAAUGCCUGGACAGGACUUUGUUUGCAGAUAACUAGUGAUUCCUUAAUACAAAUAGAAUGGCGCUAUGCUGGGGUAUGAUGUAGUAUUUUCAUCUGUAGUCCAUGAAAAGCAUGUUGUUUGAAUAUUGGCACAAAGCCUGUCAACAGUCAUUAAGAGUGCAAACUUUUACUGUCCUUAAAUACCAUCAGCACUUGGCUGCCUUACAGCUUUUGUGGAAUUUCAGAAGUAACAUAUUCCACUGGGUUUCCCAGAUACACAUCUUUGUUUAAAAAAGAGCUGUAGCAGUUAUCUUUAUUUAAGGGCUGAAAGUCAUCGUCAUUUCUGCACAGUAGCAGAUGCAGCUGUUUUCUUGGGUACCUCCCCCAGUGCAGUUGCUUUAUCAAAUUAACAUGCAGAUGACAAGACUGGCUUUGACUUUGUUACUCUAAGUUCCACUAAUUUGAAUUUGUGGGAUUAAUUUUAGAAUUUUUUUGGUUUUGUUUUGUAAGACAAAGAUGAUUAUUUGUGUAAGAAUUUCUCUUAGAAAUAAAACUUGCCAUGUAGCUGGUGUUUCUUACCCACACUUUUGUUUUCCAUAGAUUAACUUUUAAAUAUGUUGACUUGGAAUGAAUAAUUUCUUUUCAGGAUUUCUCAUUAUUUUUUGUAGAUGAAUCCAGUUCAAAAAUAUAUAUCAGAUUAAUACAUUAAACAAAUUGUCACUGUGGAAGAAAUACAGAUGCAAUCAUAUUGAACUAUUUUACAUUUGAGAGUAUUUACAUAUCAAGUAUAUAAUCAUUGGUACAAAGAAGUCUGAGAAAGCAGUAUUGCCUAUACUGCUGAACAUUUAAGUAGAGUUUCUCUAGCUCUUAUUGUUUCUCUUACUCACAUUAACACAAUGUAGGCAUGGCCAUAUAAUUUGCCAGCUGUUUUCUUACAAACGAUUGUAUACCUUCAUGCCUUUACAGAGGAAUUUACUAAUCACGAGGUUGGAAAAUAAUGUACUUCUCUUGUUCAUUUUGUCUUAAUAAUCAUGAACGAGAAAGUCUGUCUCGGUGAAGAAAACAGCUACUUUAUUGCAUCCUGAAUUUGAGUGUUACAACUUGAGAUCUGUAUAUUUGUAUACAAUAAUGUAUUUUUAUUAAAAUGUACAAAGA
Messenger RNA from Odocoileus virginianus texanus, 2063 nucleotides. It is a transcript of the gene NSL1, whose product is annotated as NSL1 component of MIS12 kinetochore complex. Gene Ontology annotation, biological process: mitotic sister chromatid segregation. Gene Ontology annotation, cellular component: kinetochore; MIS12/MIND type complex. The record is from RefSeq and is a predicted model, not a curated record. Lineage: Eukaryota; Metazoa; Chordata; Mammalia; Artiodactyla; Cervidae.